Molecule: messenger RNA, 4959 nt
Organism: Funneliformis mosseae
Lineage: Eukaryota; Fungi; Glomeromycota; Glomeromycetes; Glomerales; Glomeraceae
Source: the annotation of a GenBank genome assembly
AUGUCCGAUGAAACAAUUUCCGAAGUAUUAAUUAGCAGAGCCCAAUUAUAUGAUAGUAAUUAUUUAACUGCAGAAAACUUGUCUAAUGCUGUGGAUAAUAAUGAAGAUUACAAAAACAAAAACAAAAACAAACAAUUGUCCUUUGACUCAAAUAAUUCAAUUUAUUCUAAACGUUCGAAUGGAGAAGAGAAAUCCACUUUCAGUUCCAUAACGUCAACUUUGGGAAAUUUGUUAAUUGGUAGGCGACCAUCUCAACAACCUAUUAUCGAACGCAUUCCCGAUACGGUCGAUAAUCCCAAGGAAAGAUUCGCUUCCAAUAUUGCCAUUAGUCCGGAUGGUCAAUACGUAGCCACAUUUAAUUGCAAAAAGCUCGAAUUCAAGAUUUUUAAAUGCGAUACGAGGCAUUAUCUAGUUCGAAAUAAUGAAGUAAUCACCAAUAAAAAAUUUGUAAAUAUUCCAAAUUUAAAUCAUGAUUCCCACCGAGAUUCUAAAUCGUACGAAAUAAACCAAAGUGUAUUCAAGGAAUAUUUACAAGUGGUGAAUUUAAAAAAAAAAUUAAGUAACCUUUCCACAGAAACAACGAAUCAACAAGAUAAAAGUGAUCACAGAACAUUUCCUACUUGGUCAAUUGCGAUUUCAAAUCUCAUGGAACAUAAUGGUGAACUUGUGAUGUUUAUAGCGAUUUCCGCUAUAGUUGAGAGUGAUAUGAUAAAAAGAGAACAUGGGGUUCCUUUACCAAAGCUCAAAUCGUUAUCAAAUAGUAUGGACUUUUCCGCGGCGGAGUAUGAGAACAAAUCCGGAACAGAUAAUAUAAGGAUAAAUAUACCAACUGUCGUUGAGGAUAUACAGGAUUCCGCCGACGAAACCAUAACUAAAGGAAAAACUGCGGUGUUUCGUAUUACAUUUAACAAGUCAAAUCCUAAUUUAAUACAACAACCCUGCACACUUUCAGAAUAUACCGAAGAGAAUAUUGCUGGCAUCGUUCUAUUUGUUCAAAGCGAUCAAACUAAUCAUCAUUUUCAAGAUGAUUGUAUAGAGAAUGAAGAGAACCAAUAUACCGAUAUACUUAUGAAAACAAGUUGCUUGAUUAUUAAUGCUGAGGGAAUUUUUAAGAUCCCAUAUAGUCAAAGAAGUAAUGAUAUUUUGUUUAAUUACAUUGGCUAUCAAACCACAGAAAAGUUUUCAUUUCCCAAAAGGUUCGAUAAAGAAUUGCAAACAUGGUAUAAAUCAAAGAAUUGCAUGGAAAGACUACUUUCAUGUAUUUAUAAUCAUUAUUUUCUAAUCGAACAAUACAAGGAUGGAGUUCAAACAUGUGAAUUAAUAAAUUUGAUGGCAAUGGAACAAGAACAAAUAUUUUCUAGAUAUGAAGAUUCUGGAUCUCAUAAUUUAAAAAAUCUGAAUAUCACUUCGGUUUACGCAAUUUCAAAUAAUCGUCAACUUCUCGCAUUUUCCAAAGGGUUGAAUUCUGUCAACAUCAACUAUAUUGAAAAUGGUCUUGAAGUUGGAGUAAAGAAAUUUGGAGCUGACAGUAAAAUUACAUUUAUAGAAUUUAUCGAUGAUGAUGAAAGGAUGCUACUAGUUAUUGAGGAAGAAAUUUAUGAGAAAGUUUCUAUAGGCGAAGGCGAAACUAAGAAAGAUGAAAAACAUUCAAAAGGAAAAGGAAAACAUGAAAAAAAUAGUGACGAGGAGAUACCAUCUUUAGAUAAAGAUCCAAAGAAUGAAAUUAAAAGCAAGAAACCCACGGAAAAGAUAACAAAAGUUACAAAAAUUAUAAUUUGGGACUUGUUUAGUUCAGCGGAAGAUGCAAUUCGUAUAGGAUCAUGUAAUGAUUUAUUUCCCACACGAAAAGACUUUUAUUCACAUUUAGCCAAAGUACCUGGGCAACUUUUAAGAAUGAAUAAUGACGGAACUGUAUAUUCAAUCCUGCACCAUGAAGAUUUCUUAAAUCAUAUAACAGGAGUAGAGAAGGAUUUAACACAAUCUUUUGGUUGUACGUUAUUUAAAUCUCGAGAGGUAACUUGGAACCAAGCCGAAAAAAUGCCGAUGCAAUAUUCUAAGCAAGAAAAGCACUCAAAAUUACAUCAAAUCUUUCGACGUCAAAUUCCAGUUAAGUCUUAUCACAAGCCGAUUAUUGAAAAUACAGAACCUUGGGUGGAUUCUGAUAAUUAUUAUAGACGGUCAAUAUAUUUGGAUGAUCAAGAGACAUUACAACUUAUUAUAGGACAUAGUACAGUUCAAAUUUGGCGCAAAACAUCAAAGAUGGACAAAAAAGAUAAAAAAGUAAAAUCUGCAUCUACAUUAAGAUCAGAAACUAUCCUUGAAUAUAUUUGGACAAAUGGCAUUUCAUUGGAGUAUGAUUGUGACGAAUCAGCAUUACGUAUUCAAGAAUUAUGGAUAGGAGAUUGCGCGUUUUCACUUACCCUCAUAUGGAAUGUUGGGAAAGAGCUAGAAAUGAGACAUAUUCGCUGGCCAUAUCCAGACGGCCAAGUAUCUGCUGUGAGGCAUGCUUGUGAAGCACUCGAACAUUUACAUAUUCGAAAGGGAAAGUUAAUUGAUAUAAAGAAGCAGUAUCAAUAUGAGGAACUAGUUGAAGGUACAAAUCGCAUCAUUUGGAGGUUUAUUAAAAAGAGGCCAGAGGUCUGGAGACUAAUGGAUAUUCGAUUUAAUGUGAUGGCUAAUUUAAUUCGCGGUGGCGCUUGUUAUUUGAUUAAGUUUAUACUUUUUGGUGAAGAUAACGACUUAAUUAUAAAAGAUAAGAAGCAAUUGAAAAAAAUUGAAGCAGAUAAAAAGAAAAACAAACUUUUUAAUAACAAAUUAACAUUACAUAUACCAAGAACAAAAAACUGGAUGAAUGAUAUCUUAGAGGCAUUAAUUUAUCCUUUAAUAUGUCUAUUAAAUGUAUUGACUUUUGGACUUUAUAUGCCAAAAGAUGAGCCCAUUGUCAAAAAGGAAAAACAGGUAGAGAUUCCUAGUACAGACUUGGAAUGUGCAAUCGAAUAUUGCAAAGGAAAAGAAAGGAAAGAUGCAAUUAUGGUUGGAUAUCUGUUAGAAUAUUAUUCUGAGAAUGCAAUUUAUCAUUUUGGAUGGAUGAUUACAAUUUCAAAAGCCUUGCCAUUAUUGUAUAGAAAUAAUUUAGAUUAUUAUGUGAAAGCAGUACUUUAUAAAGAAUGUUUCGCUGAUAUGGAAUUAGGAACUGAAUUUGACACUUCUGAGAUAAUUCCUGAAGAACGAAGGCCUCGAAGAAAUAGCGCUCAGGAUUUUGUUGCGUUCAAGCCUGUUACCAAACUAAUAUCUGAUAAAAAUAACAAACCAGCACUUCAAAAACUUUGGGAAUUUGUCACGGUUAAAAUACCAAGAUAUUAUGCGGGAUUUGUUGAUAAUUUCGAUGUUGAUCAAGAACCUCCACCUAUAGCUUUAAGAGUUGUUCCGUUACCGAAUUUCACAGUUGAUAAUAUUCCCAAACCAGUUGUAAGUUAUAACUGGAAAUCAAAUUUAUUAAGAUUGUUAAAAAUUCUUAUAAUUCCUCGAGGUUAUAUAAUUGGAAGAGAUGAUAAAAGAUUAUUAAGUCCAUUUGUUCAGGUAGUUAGAUAUGAAAAUGAAAAUGAUAUAUUCGAUAAUCCGGCAAUGGAAGCUAUUAUUGAUUUUAGAUGGAGACCAGCAAGAAACUACUUUUUACAAUUAUUUGCAGCAUUUUUUGCAUAUGCAGUUUGUUUUGCAAUAAUUAGUGCGGCUUAUAUGUCAAACUCUGAUAUUACGGGAGGUUUACAAAUACUUUUAAUACUUGUAAUGGCAUGCUUCUACUAUUUGGCAUAUUAUCUGAUAGCUGUUGAAGUUUUACAACUAUUACAUCAUGGAUGGAGAGAUUAUUUGAGUAUAAUUAAUAUGUUUGAUAUAUUUGCAGUUAUUUGUCCCGCAAUCGUAAUGUCAAUAUUUGUGGCCAGUUCUUUUGAACUUUCUGAUAGUUUUGGUAACGUAGAAACAAGUACCGGAGUUGUAGUUGGUAUUUCUUUUACAAUGCUAUUAAUCUGGUGUGAAAUGAUAUUGUAUCUCAGAUUAUUAUCAGAGAUGGCUAUGUAUAUUUAUUACAUUAUCAUUAUAUUUAAGACUGUUUGGCCUUAUUAUCUUUUCAUGAUUAUUUGUUUUGUGGGUUUUGCACAUGCACAUUUUUUAUUACUACAAAAUCCAAAUUUGAAUCAUUUGGCACCAGAUAUUGAUGGAUAUACAUUAAUUAAUGCGACAACAAAUGAAACAAUGGGUGUAAAUGUAGUAUCAGACUUUGAUCCAAGUUCAACUAAUGAUAAUCCCUUUACAAAUAUGUUGACAUCUAUUCAAGCAGCGUAUUUUUGGGUGAAUGGUGAAUGGAGUCAAAGAGGUAUUUGGGAUUUUUGGGCGGUCGAUUUAUUGUCAGUAAUAGCAAGUCUUGUAUUGGUCACUGUAUUACAAAAUAUGUUAAUUGCAUUUAUGGGUGGUGUUUAUGAAGAAGCUGCAAAGAAAGGAAGAGACGCAUUAUUAAGGUAUAGAGCGGAUCUUAUAUCGGAUUAUGAAGCGUUAGAAGAUAUUAGAUUUUGGCCAACCGAGCCGGAUCCAACUUUUAUCUUUUAUGUAGGCCAUUCAAAGAGUUUCGAUGAAUGGUCUGAAGGAAGGAAAGAUUUUAGAGGAUGUAUUUAUCAAAGAUAUGAAAACAAAGCAUCAUAUAAAAAGUAUGAUUUUAAAGAAGAUAUUUAUGAUGAAGCUUCUCUAAUGAAAUAUGAACCAGACAAAGUCACACAACAAGAUACUAAUAUUAAAAAUACCCCUUCUACAUCAUCACAAGUGGAUGAAUUAUAUAAAGAAUUUCAACAAAGUAUUAAUACUGUUAAUGAAAGGUUAGAUUUAAUGGAUAAAAAAAUCGAUACCAAAAUGGCAGAAUUAGAAAAAAAUAUUCAAAAUUUUAUUAAGGAACUUUUAGAAAAUAGAUAA